Messenger RNA from Branchiostoma floridae (Florida lancelet), 844 nucleotides. Its product is annotated as protein O-linked-mannose beta-1,2-N-acetylglucosaminyltransferase 1-like. Gene Ontology annotation, cellular component: Golgi membrane. Gene Ontology annotation, molecular function: beta-1,3-galactosyl-O-glycosyl-glycoprotein beta-1,3-N-acetylglucosaminyltransferase activity. The transcript has 9 exons. Gene Ontology annotation, biological process: protein O-linked glycosylation via N-acetylgalactosamine. Bases 32 to 844 code for a protein of 270 amino acids. The record is from RefSeq and is a predicted model, not a curated record. Lineage: Eukaryota; Metazoa; Chordata; Leptocardii; Amphioxiformes; Branchiostomatidae.
CCUCCAGCCCACCACCAAGUAUGUCUACCAGAUGCAUCAUGCCAUGGCUCGUGUCUUCGAAACGUUCAAGGACUCGAAAUAUGCGAUAUUCAUCGACGAAGGUUUCCGGGCGCGACCGGGAUUCCUGCGCUACUUCGGCCAGACUCUGUCCCUGCUCGACCAGGAUGAUUCGGUCUUCAGCGUGUCAGCCUGGAACCACAACGGUUUUGAAGGCCUGUCCCAGGACCCCAGCCUUGUCUACAGAACGGAAGAUUUCCCUGCAACUGGGUGGGUCGUGCGGAGGUCAGUGUGGGAGUCAGAGGUCAGAGGGAAGGAGGCGGCCUGCUGUAUGGUCUUCCCCUGGCACAGCUGGUUCGGAGGUGACCUGAAGGGCCGGGAGGUCCUUGUGCCAGACGUGUCUCGUGUGGAGUACAUCGUGAGGGAAGGUUUGUUUGAGGACGACGCGUUCAGACAAGACUACUUCCCUGGGCGCAGCUCAAACAGCGAGCCUGUUCAGGAUGUAUCAGAUGUGCAGAAGUUGAGCAGAGAUGUUUACGAGGAGGAGGUGAAGCGCCUCAUCAGCUCCAGCACUCCUCUCCAGCCCUCCCAGUUCUCCACAUGCCUCACACAACAGGAGCACUUCGCGGGGCCGGCAGAGAAAGGGAAAGUUUUUACUGUCUACUUUGAACAAGAAAAUCCAACAGACAGAAGAGUUCUGCAGAAACUGGCCGGCUGCUUUCACUUAUUCAGGCAGGAGGGUGACGUAAGAAGGCUUCACAAGAACAUGCUCAGGUACCUUCACUUUUCCAAGAAAACUGCACCAAGAACAUGCUCAGCAGCGGAUGAUCAUCGUGUGGAAUACUGA